This is a messenger RNA of Salpingoeca rosetta, 965 nucleotides long. RefSeq lists its product as uncharacterized. The record is from RefSeq and is a predicted model, not a curated record. NCBI's taxonomy places the organism in Eukaryota, Choanoflagellata, Craspedida, Salpingoecidae. The transcript is spliced from 3 exons. Bases 1 to 957 code for a protein of 318 amino acids.
AUGUCUCGCACCAACGAAGAUGUGAACGUGUCACCGAGCGUGGGCCCCGCUGAGCCAUCCAGCCCCCGAGUGGAAGCCAAGCCAAGCACCCCUGCUGACGUGCAUGCAAGCACGCAAGGCAACGGCCGCCGCCCGGCCAACCCGCCGCCACCAAGGCCCACCCGCAGCCGCACCUCCCUGCCCACGCAAGCUUCGGCACAGUUCUCGUUUGAGGACGUGCCUGCUGGCCAUGGCGGGGACGGGCGCCCGCGCAUGCCAGCAACCCACUCCGUCCCUGCCCUGCUCGGCGCCAGCACAACAGCCACGGGGGCGGUGCAGCGGGACCUCGAGCAGCAGCGGGUGUCGUCCUCCUCUGCCAUCUCCCGCAGCGAAUCUGCAUCCCCAACGGCACUCGCGCAGCUCUCCGACUUGGCCAACGACGACGACGACGACGACGACGAUGGUGACGACCACGCCACCACGGUGCACGUGCGAGUACAGGCCCGAGACCAGAAUCAGGUGCGGAUGCACAUGCACAUGCGAGUACAGCAAGGCACGUGGCAGGAGGCAGGCACGGGCCGUGCGCAGCCUGUGGCCCCGCCGCGUCGGCAGGUGAUCCACGCCACUGUGACUGGGACAGGCGUCGUUGCCACGGUGCCACUGGUCAUGACGCUGAUGCAUCUGUGUGCGCCUUCGGUGAGCCGCCUGACGGGCCAGCGCACCGGGGCGCCGCCAGCACCGGCCCCUCCGUCGCCAGUCAUCACUGUGGAGUGGUUUGAGGAGUAUGCCCCGUGGCUGGACAUCCCAAUGCUUGAUGAAGGCAUUGACGAGGAGCAGCUGCACCUGCAGCGGUUUCGCCUAUUGUAUUAUCGUCGCCGUCGUGGCUGUCGCCUGAUUUGUAGCACGGUGCCUCGCCGCCGUCGCCCUUCCCUCGCCACCCUCAGACGCCAGCACAACAUCAAGAGCUCUUACUGCUGAACGCGCGG